Phoenix dactylifera (date palm) is the source of this 1177-nucleotide messenger RNA. The record is from RefSeq and is a predicted model, not a curated record. NCBI's taxonomy places the organism in Eukaryota, Viridiplantae, Streptophyta, Magnoliopsida, Arecales, Arecaceae.
UUACAGGUUUGGGACCGUGAAAAGAUUGUUAUUAUACCAGAUCACUAUAUCUUCACUAGUGAUGAACGUGCAAACCGUAAUGUGGAUAUUUUGAGGGACUUCUAUAUGGAACAAAAUAUUAAAUAUUAUUAUGAUAUCAAGGAUCUUGGUAAUUUCAGGGCUAAUCCAGAUUACAAGGGUGUAUGCCACAUUGCUCUUGCGCAAGAAGGUCAUUGCAGACCUAGCGAGGUUUUGCUUGGCACAGAUUCCCACACAUGUAAUGCUGGAGCUUUUGGUCAAUUUGCUACCGGAAUUGGCAAUACUGAUGCAGGUUUUGUCAUGGGGACUGGGAAGAUUCUACUUAAGAUACCCCCAACUAUGAGGUUCAUACUGGAUGGAGAAAUGCCAAAGUAUUUGCUUGCCAAGGAUUUGAUUUUGCAAAUUAUUGGUGAAAUAACUGUUUCCGGUGCAACAUACAAAUCCAUGGAAUUUGUUGGCUCUACUGUUGAAAGUUUAAAUAUGGAAGAGAGAAUGACAUUGUGCAACAUGGUUAUUGAGGCGGGGGGGAAAAAUGGGGUUGUCCCUGUUGAUAAAACCACACUUAAAUACCUCGAGGACAAAACAACCUUGACUUUUGAACCCGUCUAUAGUGAUGAUUGUGCCAGAUUUAUUCAAGAAUACAAAUUUGAUGUCUCCAAGUUGGAACCGUUGGUUGCAAAGCCACAUUCUCCUGGUAAUCGUGCUUUAGCAAGAGAAUGCAAGGAUGUCAAAAUUGACAGGGUAUAUAUUGGCUCUUGCACUGGUGGAAAGACAGAGGACUUUCUAGCUGCUGCAAAGGUUUUUCUAGCUUCGGGGAAAAAGGUGAAGGUACCCACUUUUCUUGUCCCUGCUACACAAAAGGUAUGGAUGGAUAUAUAUGGCCUUCCGGCAGGAUCUGGUGGCAAGACUUGCUCUCAGAUAUUUGAGGAAGCUGGUUGUGAGGUUCCGGCAAGUCCUAGUUGUGCAGCUUGUAUGGGUGGCCCGCUAGACACUUACGCACGGAUCAAUGAACGUCAGGUCUGUGUCUCUACCACGAAUAGGAACUUCCCUGGAAGAAUGGGGCACAAAGAGGGCCAGAUCUAUCUUGCUUCGCCAUAUACAGCUGCGGCUUCAGCCCUGACGGGCUAUGUUACAGAUCCCAGAGAGUUCCUCCUGUAGA